AUGGCCAGUCCCAAUCUCCCAGAUUACCAAACUCUCUAUCUGCAGGCGGAAGAGAGACGGAGGCAGGCAGAAGAGCGCGAGAAACAGGAAGCAGAAGGGAGGCGACAGGCAGAAGAGCGCGAGAAGCAGGCAGAAGAGCGCGAGAAGCAGGCAGAAGAGCGCGAGAAGCAGGCAGAAGAGCGCGAGAAGCGGGAAGCAGAAGGGAGACGACGGGCAGAAGAGCGCACCCGACAGACCACUUUCACAGAGCUCAUUCAGCACUGCCAUGUCCUUCUCUCCCGAUCACUGAGAGUCAAUUCACCAUCUCGCUCAACGACUGGAAAAAUACCUCUUCCCAAGGGAAAAUACUGCCCCACUCGAUUGGAACACUGGACCGACUGUCCAAAACAGCUCUCGGAAGUCUACGAGUCCGUGUGCCAACAUCUUUGCCCGGAGCGGGGACCUCAGCCUCGUCUGUUUUCGCCUGUAGCUGAAAUAGAAGGGCUUAGCCGUCGAUUUUCUCGCAGCCCACUAAGCAGCGAGCAAGAGCUUGAGGCCUACGAGCGAUUUGGCGUUGAAGAACAUGUUCACGAUAUUAUAACCGAGCUUUGCAAACUGCCAGCUGCUCGUGAGGAGUUCCGGCUCGGAGAUGGAAUCCAGUUCAGCAAUCAUAAGAAUUCCCUGAACGAAAAUGAACCCACGGAGGUUGAAGCAAACGAGCUACCCAGCACAAGUCAACCACGGCCUGACCAGUUCUGCAUCAACCGUGUCGACGGCAACUCGACCACCAUUUUGACGACUGUCGAGUACAAGCCACCUCACAAGCUGCCUUCUGCAACCAUGCGCAUGGGACUUCGACCAAUGGACCUUUGGAAGGAUAUGGUGAAGCACAACGCAGAGCGGCUUGUUUGCUCCGCCAUUUCUCAGGAAUACCAUGUGAUGAUUCAAGAAGGACUUGAAUAUUCAUAUCUGACAAAUGGGCUUACCCGCGUUCUCCUCCGUGUUCCGCUCGACCAGCCUAGCACGCUCUACUACUUUCUCUGUGAUCCCCACAGCGAAAUGACCCCAGAAAGCGAUAUUGCUUCCCGACUAUGGAAAUCCUCUAUUGCGAGGGUUCUGUGCCUUUGUUUGAUGGCGUUCUGUUCACCUACCCGAGGGCAAGAAUGGAGAAACCGAGCGUACCCAGUUCUUCACAAAUGGGAAACAAGCUUUGACCACACGCGCUCACAAAUCCCAGGAAAAGAGUUGCAGCAGAUUCCCCACUCCGACAGCACCCACCCCGAAUUUCCGAGUCCAGAUACUGGUUCAUCCUAUUCACUACCAUCGUCAUCUCCGUUACCAGCUCCCUCAGAGAUCCGUCGAAUCCCUACACGAUCUCAAGCGAGCUGUGCACCUUCGGAGGUUCGACCGCGGUCGCAGUCACCUGGCUCGUCCGGCUCCGACACAAAUCAAGCAGCCGGCCAUAAGCGGAGGAUCAGUCAGGUCACGCCUUCACCGUCCGCUCGGCGGUCAGGUCGCCAGCAAAGCGCAGGACACGGCCAAGACGACCAUUCUCAGCGCCGCGCUGCGCAAUUCUGCACGCAGCGGUGCUUACUUGGUUUACAGACCAGAAAUGAUCUGGAUGAGCGGUGUCCAAACGUGGAUCAUCAUCGCCGAGGCCAGACCGAUCCGACUCAGCAUCCGAUAUCGGCCGAGGACUUGAUGCUCUCAUUGAAAAGCCAGCUGGACGAAGACAUGGAUCGUUGCAUACCCUUCGGCGAUUGCGGCUCGUACGGCGCUCCAUUCAAACUUACAUGCAUGGAAUAUGGCUACACGGUUAUCGGGAAAGGCACCACUGUGGGGUUGUGGAAAGAAGUUUCCCGCGAAGCGGAGGUGUAUCGAGUGCUGCACAAGGCCCAAGGAUCUGCUGUGCCUGUUUUCUUGGGUACUAUUGACUUGGCAAAAAUCUAUUUUCUUCAUGGCGCACAAAUCCGCCACAUGCUCGUCAUGGGCUGGGGCGGUGAGUGUACUGCGACGAUGGAGCUGACGCAACAGCUUUGCCGCGAGAUGCACAAGUCGAACAAGGAAAUCAGAGCUCUUGGGAUAAUACAUGACGACCUGAGGCGAGAAAAUGUCCUUUGGAGUGAAGAGCUCGGGCGUGCUUUGAUCAUCGAUUUUCACCGUUCGACUCUGAGAUGCCGACCGGCCAAGCAGCGACGGGGUGCCGCAAAACGACGACCGUGUCGAGUGGAGGCAAGAGAUGCGAAACGUCUUCGUGUGUCAUGA
Molecule: messenger RNA, 2244 nt
Organism: Penicillium brevicompactum
Lineage: Eukaryota; Fungi; Ascomycota; Eurotiomycetes; Eurotiales; Aspergillaceae
Exons: 2
Coding region: 1-2244 (747 amino acids)
Source: RefSeq, a predicted model, not a curated record